AUGGAAGAUAACGGGGUGGGCAGCGACGAUCGGGAGACUGAUGCCUUUUCCAAUCCGGGAGAAACUCCUUUCUCUGGACUCCUGAGCAGGAUUGUGGACGACGCAACGUCGACACUCAGAGCGAGAGAAGAAGCGCUGGCUGUUGCCAGGGAGACCGGAGAAAGCGGUCUGCUGGGAGGCUUUCGCUAUCGUCUGACCCGCCGAAUACUGGAGCGUGAAGCCGAUCGCAUGCUUCUUCUCGGCACUGGCAACUACCUCGUUGUCCUUGGAAACGGCCUGGAGAGAAAGUGCGCGGCGGCUGCUUGUCUUCUUCUGUCGUGGAAGUAUGCCGAAGACAGUGAGGAAUCCAGGUGCACGCGGAAGCUGUACGAUCUAGCUCGAGGCAUGUACAGGGUGUCUGUACAGCAGAAAGUCGCUGAUCUGCGACAAGUCCGCGAACGCCUCCUUCUUGCUCUUGAGCGCGAGAGGGAAGCGGAGGAAAGAAGAGAGGAAGAGCAGUGCAAAGGAAGUCCGAAGGGCAUCGCUCCUGAGGAACCCAGGGAUUUCUCUGAAGCCUCCGACCGCCCGCAUGCAGAAGUGAAGCCUUCACCUGUCUUGGAUCGACUUGAGGCGGAGUCCGUCGUUAAGACUUUGCUAUCUGACGACGCGUUGGCUGAUCUUGCUUCGUCCUCGCGCUGGCUGCUGCGCGAUUCGGCUGUCUCGUUCCGCAUUUUGUGUCACAAAUUGCGGAUCUACGAAAGUGCGCUUCUUAGAGCAAUUCGAUUCAACGUGGGUCCCUUGCACUUGCCGGUUGCUGCCAUUCGCUUUUACGUCAAGGCGUUUUUGACAAGGUGUGAAAGAGUGGCCCCGGUGACUGCUGCCUCCCCGCGAGCAGCUGCGUCUUCCUUCGCUUCCCCUUCUCUUCCUCUCUCCCCCGCAGAGACGCCUCCUCUCCAGGUUCAUUCGCCUGAAGAGGGAGAGAAGCCGAGUUGUCCCUCCGAAGAGAGACAGAAAGCAGAGGAGACUUCGCCGGCACCCAGUGAUCUGGGCGUUCUUGAUGGACCGCUGUCCCCCCAUCCUUCCGCUCCUGUUCUCGCUUGCCCAUGCGCGAUGUGGCCAGCGAGAGGCCUAAGGUAUGCACAGCUUCAACGUCGCGUCCACGAGGGAGCGCUCCAGGAGUUUCUGCUUCUCUGUCGAACACCCUUUGUCCUCGAAAGGCAGGCGAACGCGAUAGCGGCGGCGUGCGUCAUACGCGCCGCAAUCCUUGCAGGCCUCUCCGUGGGCUCUGUCUACACCCCGGCGAAGAAGGCGCGGGAAAGCUCCGCAGGGUCUUCGGCCUUUGCACCGAAAGACGGUUGUAGGUUGGAGAAUGAAGAAGGAAAGACGGAAGAGGACUGCAUUCUGGAAGCACUCACCGCAUUCAGUGCACACGUAGAUAGGUUUCUUCAGUUUAUCAAUAAACCUUUGGACGAGCGAACGAAAGGGACUGCCGGAGAGACGGGAAUGCCUUCUUCGCGCCUUGACGGUGGGCUGGUCCCGGAUGAGACCAAAGAGCGAGACGCUCACCAGGGUGCGCCGUCCAGCUCUCCACCUCAUGGGGAACUGGAGGAGAAAAGCGGAGACGCACUCAGAACCGGCGCUGGACUCUAUGGAGUCAACCGCAGUGAAGUCCAGGCCGUUCUCUCCGAUCUCCGGCAAGCAGCCGAGUGGCAACUGGAUCUCUUGCAUGGCCCGUCGCCAACUUUUCCCUGUCUUGCGGCUUCUUCCUCUCUGGCGACAGACAAUCCAGAUCAGCGCGACGGGGCGACUGGGGAGGCGAAGGGGACGGAGGACCAGGCAGAGGACUGUAGAGGGAAGACAGAAGAAGCGGAGAAAAAAAGGGAGAGGAACCGGGGAGGCGGCAGCAAGCAGGCGGAGGAUGGUCUCUAG
Messenger RNA from Neospora caninum, 1908 nucleotides. RefSeq lists its product as hypothetical. The coding region runs from base 1 to 1908 and encodes 635 amino acids. The transcript has 3 exons. The record is from RefSeq and is a predicted model, not a curated record. Lineage: Eukaryota; Apicomplexa; Conoidasida; Eucoccidiorida; Sarcocystidae.